AUGAACGAUGUCCAAGCUGACCAGCCUGCCUCUCCCCGACCUCGAAGGCCAACACGGUCGAUUCCACACGAACCUCCCAAUGAAGAUGUAGCGACACUCGUUUCAUCCCCGACAACAGAACAACCGCCUUCCACGAUAGACCUGACUCCCCUACGCGCCCACUAUCUAAAGAAAUCGUUAAUCCAGCUUCAAUUCAACCAGGAAUUGGACGCCAUUACAUCACCCACAUCGAAUAAUGUCUCAACCCUCUCAUACCUAGGCCCGCCAUUUGCCUCACCACCGAAAAAUGCACCAAUGCUCGACCUUCCUUUUCUCCGAUAUAUCUUUCGCCAGUUUGUACUCACCUUCCCGUUCAUGGCGUCUGCCCCAAAAGACUUCUACGCCGAGAAGCUCCAGCCAUUCGUUGGAUCAGCUCUAUCCCGAAACAUCUCACCGACAUCGGUUUUUGACGAUGGGUCAGAAACAGAGCAGGCAUUGCGGCUCAGACUUCUCGCAAAGGCAGAACGCAAUCUCUCACUCUUCUUUAGUGCCGCAACCAAGCUUGCUGAGCCAGAAGAGGUUGUCCGAUUAUCUCAAGCUGACCUGGAUCGGCUAGAAGCGGCCGCCGCCAAGAGACAAGCCAAAAUGGCGGAAACAGUCAAGGACUAUUUUGAAGUCAACAUUGUCAGUGUGCGCGCUGUGGUGGACAAGGGCCGCGUGAGGAGUCGAGUACACGAGGAAUUUAUCGUCCGGACUCGACGUUCAAAUUUUCCAGAUGUCUUUGUUUCUCGCAGAUAUGGAGACUUUCGGGCACUGGCGUUGGAACUUCGCAAAGCACAUCCAGCGGAAGAUAUUCGAUCACCUCCAGUGAAAGACAGGACAACUGUCAGCGCCCCAGCCUCUGCUGCGUCUCCCCUUAGUCCUGCUCCCACUCUGUCCCGUCAAUCAACAUGGGAUGGCCCUAGUUCGCCCCAGCCACAGACGCAAGCUCAUCAGAACUCCCGGAUGGCGCGGGAAAAGAACCGUCUCACUCUCAGAGCCUAUCUGCACGGCCUACUCGCCAACUACACCAUCGCCUCUUCACCAGUUUUGCGUUCUUUUCUACUCUCCGGCCCAACUACCCUUAAUCGUGACGAGGUUGAGGAUGCAGUCCGGAGAGAAGAAGCUGACAGAGUCAGGGACGAUGGGAGGAAACAAUUCGCUCGGGAAAUUGCCAGUCGUGUUGAUGGGCUGCGCGAGGCAGUGAAAAGUGUUAGAGGUGAUAUCAUGGGCAAAGACGGCUUGACACAAAUAUUUGCGACCGUGAAGGUGACACCAAAUGUCCGGGACUUGCCUCCUAACUACAGGGCAGUCUUAGAGUGGGCCAGAAUGUCUCUGGCUUCCACCAUAUUCCACACUUUUGUCGCUUCGGACAGUGCAUCGGAGACAUUCUCGAGCCUCAAGCGCAUACACGGUCUUAUGCCAUACCUUCUGCUGAAAGCAGCAAUGAGGAUAAGCAACCCCAUUGCGAUGAUUAGAAGUGUAUUGGACCUUUUUCUCGCUCAGCCGUUUGGUGGUCGCAGUUUACUGCAACGAAUGUUCACUGGUUCGUUAACAGAAGAAGUCCGUGCUCUGGAGGAAGAAAUUGAAGCGGUCAAAGCUAAAGUUGAUGACCCAAUGAUCUGCGAGAAAAUUCGACAGUUUGUUUAUGCUCCCCGCGAAAUUCAGGAUAUGCUAAGAGCUGAUGCAGCGGCAGAAAACAUGGACUUGAUCACCAUAGUACUGCGCGCAGCUGACCCGCCUUUCCUGUCACGAGCACAAAUGCACCGAGUUGCUAAAGGACAUCGCGCCCAUCAAGUCUAUCUGAGACAUCGCGAAACCCUAGUCGACUCUGACGACGACGAUGGGCCUCAGGAUGAGGAUGGAUGGCUCUUUGAGGAUCUCAAGGUUCUAGCUAAUCUUUAUUCAAGACUGAGAGACCGAGAGCAACUGAUUGAACUACUUUUCGAGGGCUCGACAUCCGAGUUGCUGAAAGACAUUAUCACUAUUUUUUACACUCCUCUCGCCCAGGUCUAUCGAGCAGCCAGCAUCGCAGACUCAUUGGGCGAUCUGCAAAGCUUCAUCAAUGAUCUAAUCAAAACCGUUGAGCAAAGCGAAGAUCUUUCUCAAGAGGAUCCACACCGGACAGUCCAAGCUUUCGUUAAUCUUGUCGAGCGCCACGAACAGUCGUUUUACCACUUUGUCCACAAAGUGCACUCCAAGGGCGAAGGGCUAUUUGACAGUCUCAUGCGAUGGAUCGAGCUCUUUCUCACUGUUGUCCGUGAGGGCCUCGGUGGCCCAGUCAGCCUUGAAUUCCUCCUUCCCCAUACUGGCCCGGAACGCCAAAAGAUAUUGGCCGAAGUUGAUCAAGUUGCGCUUUACCACUACAAGCUCAAGGUCCUCUAUGAAGACAAGCUGCGCAGACGGUUUGGUCGGACCAAGGCAGGCAAAUUGCAGAGCGAUGCCGACGCCGAGGAUGAGGCCACCAAGGCUCUGGUAGAUGGGGUCGCACAGGAAAUAAACUUCGGCGAACUGAUCUCUGGUGAUGCUGUUGAUCUUGCUGCCGAAGAGACCGACGAGGAGGAAAGUGACGAGUCAAGCGAGGAUGAAACCUCAUCAGAAGAUAGUGAUGAGAGCAGCGAGGAGAGCAGCGAUGAAGAAGAUACUGCGACUGAUAAGACACCAGUCGCAACACCACGGCCAACACCGCAGCGAUUGAAGGCACUGCCACAGGCACCUGUGUCUUCACCAAUGUCUGCCCGCCCUCGCAAUCAGGCACCAACACCCACACCUCCUCAGCAGCCUGGCCGGCAGCGGUCACUGUCGCUCAAGAGUUCACGCUCAUUGACGUUUUUGAGAGAACAGUUUGGUCAGGUGCGGCGCAGCGAGGACUCUCCGCCAGUCCCUCCUCUUCCGAAAUCACUCGUCGCAGCGAUGAAUAAGCCAUUGCCUGCCAGUCCUUCUCCGAUGUCUCCUGCUCAUCAAUUUGCACCGCCGCCAGCUCCUCCUCCCACCAAACCAUUGCCGCCAAAGCGGAAGGCAAGGAAGCGACGCAAUGAAGUGGUCAAACCUCCAGAACUAGAACACAUUCCACAAUUAUUAUCCAUCUUCAAGGAAAUGAUGCGCCCACAUUUAGCUCCCCGACAAAGGACCAACUAA
Mycena indigotica is the source of this 3156-nucleotide messenger RNA. Its product is annotated as PX-domain-containing protein. Gene Ontology annotation, molecular function: phosphatidylinositol binding. The record is from RefSeq and is a predicted model, not a curated record. Bases 1 to 3156 code for a protein of 1051 amino acids. The transcript is spliced from 11 exons. NCBI's taxonomy places the organism in Eukaryota, Fungi, Basidiomycota, Agaricomycetes, Agaricales, Mycenaceae.